Ceraceosorus guamensis is the source of this 402-nucleotide messenger RNA. Its product is annotated as ENTH-domain-containing protein. The transcript has 2 exons. The record is from RefSeq and is a predicted model, not a curated record. The annotation marks the transcript as partial. Gene Ontology annotation, cellular component: endosome; clathrin vesicle coat; plasma membrane. NCBI's taxonomy places the organism in Eukaryota, Fungi, Basidiomycota, Exobasidiomycetes, Ceraceosorales, Ceraceosoraceae. Gene Ontology annotation, biological process: Golgi to endosome transport; endocytosis. Gene Ontology annotation, molecular function: phospholipid binding; clathrin binding.
AUCGGUAACAGGUUGGCCAACCUGACGAUGUACGAUGUGCGCAAAGCGUACGGGGAUGCGGUCAAUUGGGCGAUGAACGUUUCGGAAAUCGAAGCAAAGGUCAAGGAAGCUACGAGCGAUGAAAAGUGGGGAGCGAGCUCGACGCUCAUGCAAGAGAUUGCUGCUGCCACGCACAAUUUUGCCGAUUUCAACGAGAUCAUGCCGGCCAUCUACAGAAACUUUAUGGAGAGGGAAGCAAAGGAGUGGAGAAUGAUCUACAAGUCGCUGCAACUUCUCGAGUACAUCGUCAAGCACGGCAGCGAACGAGUGGUGGAUGAUGCCAGGUCGCACGUGGGCACCAUCAAAAUCCUGCGCAACUUUCACUACAUUGAUGAACAAGGCAAAGAUCAGGGCAUCAAUGGU